Messenger RNA from Culex quinquefasciatus (southern house mosquito), 976 nucleotides. RefSeq names its product tetratricopeptide repeat protein 12. The transcript has 2 exons. Gene Ontology annotation, molecular function: protein binding. The record is from RefSeq and is a predicted model, not a curated record. Lineage: Eukaryota; Metazoa; Arthropoda; Insecta; Diptera; Culicidae. Bases 59 to 925 code for a protein of 288 amino acids.
CCUGGCGCAAAACAACAACCUCACUCGUCAGACCGCGUCGGCAGUUCAAACCGAUACCAUGUCUACUACGCCAGCAGCAGGGACGAACCGCCGUUCGGUGGACGACGAAGACUUUGAGGCGUCGAUGAGCAAGGUGGACGAGGUGAUGAAGAUCCUCAGCAUGAUGACCAGCGGGGACAAGACCAAGGAGCAGAUGGGCGUUGCGUUCGCCGAGAGCUUCCUGGGCGAUGACAAGAAGGAGCUGGAGAAGAUCGACGUGGAUAAUUUUAUCGUGCGCGUGAACCAGGAACGAACCGUCAUCAACCGGAAGGGAGACGAGGACUCGCUGGACCGUCCGAUGCAGGACAAGUUUGCGUUUAUGGCCGAAAUGGAACGGGACGCGGCUCGGCGUGCAUCGGAGCGUAAAGAACGAGAGCAAACUGCUCAGGGUUUGAGGAGGGCGGGAAACCUGGCGUUCCGCCGCGGCGAGUACGAAAAGAGCAUCAGCAUGUACACCAAGGCCAUCGACCAGAUCCGUGACAGUCCGAUUCUGUACAACAACCGUGCGUUGGCCUACAUCAAGAUUAAGCUCUGCAAGCGAGCCAUCAUAGACUGCGACUUUGUGAUCAGCAAGCUGGACGAGAAGAACCUGCGAUCGUGGGUCUACCGCGCCCAAGGGUACUUCCUGCUGGGAGAAACUCGAGCGUACGAGAAGAGCAUCGCCGAAGCGAAGAAGCACAACCCCAAAGAGUUGGACUACAUCGAUCGGAUCGUGCUGGAGAUUGAGGGAAAGACUAAGGCCGCGGCAGCAGCAGCUACGACGACGAGCGAGGAACCAGAGACUGAGGAAUCCGGGGCCGCCGGUGGUGGCGGUGAUGGUGGUGAUACCGCAGAGCGACCCCUUCCCAUGGAUGAUGUACAAUCAAAUUCUUCAAAUGAUUCUUAGAGAGAGUUGGUUUUGUGUGUUGCGUGAGCUCAAUAAAUUGCACUGAAGUUA